UCCCCAGCCUGAAACCAACUUGAAGACAUGCAGUCUGUCGAUGCCAAACUGAGCAGAAGCUCGCUGCUGCUGGCCUUGCAGCGCUACAGCACUUCUGUGCACAAUAUGGAGCAGACCAUCCUGCUGCCUAGCCUCUUGCGGGACAUCCCAUACAAUGAUGCUCCAGGUGCCACAGACAACAGCAUGGAUCUGUACGAGAACUACCUUAUGCUGAAAGAUAUCAAGAACAUGGUGGAGAGUGGUCUGGUCCCACACGAGGAUGGCGAAUAUCACACAUGCCUGCAGAAAGACCUUGAGCCACUGCUGGAGGCUGAACCUGAGGUGCUUUUCCACUUCCAUCUGUGCGGUCUGUUCACAGUCAUGGCUACCCUUGGGAAGAAGUCUCAGAACUUGACAGAGAAAUACUUAGACAUCAUUGGUUUCAGUCGUUAAGGAUAAGGAUAUCCUUCUUUUAGGGUGGAAGAAACGACCUGG
Messenger RNA from Danio rerio (zebrafish), 474 nucleotides. It is a transcript of the gene thrsp, whose product is annotated as thyroid hormone responsive. NCBI's taxonomy places the organism in Eukaryota, Metazoa, Chordata, Actinopteri, Cypriniformes, Danionidae. Gene Ontology annotation, cellular component: cytoplasm; nucleus. The record is from RefSeq and is marked provisional.